Brienomyrus brachyistius is the source of this 3838-nucleotide messenger RNA. RefSeq names its product interleukin 6 cytokine family signal transduce (gene il6st). The transcript is spliced from 16 exons. Gene Ontology annotation, molecular function: cytokine receptor activity; cytokine binding. The coding region runs from base 188 to 2833 and encodes 881 amino acids. Gene Ontology annotation, biological process: cytokine-mediated signaling pathway. Gene Ontology annotation, cellular component: external side of plasma membrane; signaling receptor complex. NCBI's taxonomy places the organism in Eukaryota, Metazoa, Chordata, Actinopteri, Osteoglossiformes, Mormyridae. The record is from RefSeq and is a predicted model, not a curated record.
UUAGGCGUCCGCGGGGACGGGCUACGUGCGCCCUGUUACUGUUAGCGAUGUGUAUGGAUGUUAUAAGUUGCUAGUUGAAGUGUUUAACUAUCACCAGUAGUGUGAUUUUCAUCAUGUUAGUCUGACUAAAGGACAGGCGUUCUUGAAGAUCUAGGCGUGUAAAACCCCCUGGCAGCUGCUGAUGUAGAUGGUGAUCCCAAGCAGGAUGGACCUUCAUUAUGCAGUAUUGCUGCUUGUCUCAGUUAUUUGUGCAGCCUGUUGUCAUGCAUGUUCCCCUGACAUCUGCCUUGGCAUAAUCGUACCUGAGUCCCCCGUGCUAGAAAUCGGCAAAGAAUUCACUGCCACCUGUGUCCUGUAUGAAUUUGGCCAUCGUCAGACCCAAGCUACUGCCGAUGACAUCUACUGGCAGUUCGGGAACGUGACCGUGGACAAAGAGUAUUACACCAAAAUUAACAAUUCGGCCGUCAGCCUCACCGUGACCGUCACCAAGGACCUCAAGCAGCCAUUGAAAUGCAACAUCUACACUCGAGUGCUGUCAUACAAACAUCCCAAAAAUGUGCAUGGAAUAUUCUUCCGAGUGGGCUAUCCCCCCAAGAAGCCUGAAAAUCUAUCAUGUAUCUUGAGCCAAGAUGUCAACAAAUCGUUGUCAGUUAUGAAUUGCACGUGGGACCCCGGUGCAGCCAGUUAUCUUCUAAAAACAACUUAUGAAUUAUGCUACACGAGGCUUCAGGAAACUCAUUGUGCCACGGCUGAUAAAAGGGAAGGAAUUGUACAUUUUAAUACCACCCCAUUUUUUUUUACUAUUAGUAUAUGGGUCAGAGUACAGAAUGAACUGAGAAUAGUCGACUCAGACAAGUUGCAGUUGGAUGUGAAAGAAAUCAUCAAACCAAGCCCUCCGGAAAAUAUAAGACUGACACCAGAGAAGAACCUUCCUAAUACGAUGAUGGUUCAAUGGAAAUCCCCCUUAUAUCGCAUUAUACCUGUGAUGACCUUGCACUACAUCAUUCGUUAUUGUGUUAAUGGAUCCAGUUCAUGGAAUGAGGUUCCAUCGAGUGAAAUUGCUGAAAAUGCAAACUCUUUUAGACUUCAGAGUCUGAUGCCCUUCACUGACUACGUUGUUCAGAUGUACUGCAAGGAAUCUGAGAACAACAGAUAUUGGAGUGAAUGGAGUGGGAAUGUUACAGCCAAGACCCCUGAAGCUACACCCUUAGAUGAACCAGGUUUGUGGAAAGUGUUAACUCCAUCUGAAGGUGAUGCCUCUGGGCUUGUGAAACUGCUAUGGAGGGAACCCAGCCAGUCAAAUGGAGUGAUACUGGGAUAUAACGUCACAAUUGAAAAAGCCGAUGGCAAACAAGAAACAUUUGAGACACUGGGACAUGAAUACUUGUUGCCAAAAGAUGCUAUCAGAGUAAAUAUGACAGCCUACAAUUCAGUGGGUGUCUCUCCUAAAGCAACGUUAACAGUGAACAAGGAGUAUGACCAGCCCGUCGAGAGUGUGGACUGUGUGCCCGUGGAUGGCAAGCUGAUGGUAAAAUGGAAGAUUCACAAAAACUUCAGACGGAGACCUAGUAGGUUCGUGAUCGAGUGGGUGUCCAAAAGUGAUGGAAAGGGCGACUGGCAGCAAGAACCAAGGGAAGCCCGAAAUACGACCCUCAAAGGAGACAUUCAGCCAUUCAAACGUUACAAUGUCUCUGUUUAUCCAAUAUAUGAUUCAUUUCCUGGGACACCCCGCACGAUACAAGCAUACCUCGAGCAGAAAGCUCCAUCACAUGGCCCUGUGAUCAAAGUGAAAAGCACAGGGAAACAUGAAGUUCAGCUCGAGUGGCCAGAAAUCCCACUGGACCACCAGAAUGGGUUUAUCACAGGCUACACGAUAUUUUACAAAGAGCUGAAUGACGACGGUAUUGAAAAGUCUGUAUCCCUUGGGCCUGAAAUACAUUCAUACGAACUGGGCUCUCUCAAGAAAAACAGCAAAUAUGUGCUGUGUAUCAUGGCAUCGACGGCCGUCGGGUCUACAAAUGGCUCUGACUUUACAUUUGGCACUUCUUUGUAUGGGCGAGGGGAAGUGGAAGCCAUUGUUGUGAGUGUUUGCAUUGGCUUUCUGUUUUUGACUGUGAUUGUCGUGGCCAUCUGCAUCAACAAGCAUACAGUGAUCAAGAAGCGUAUCUGGCCCCAGGUUCCUGACCCUUCCAACAGCACCAUUGCCAACUGGACACCUGAUUUUCCAACUAAACCGGAUACUCCGAAGGAAGGCAGCAUGACAGAUGUGAGCGUGGUCGAGGUUGACGUGUUUGACAAACCGGUGGCCGAGGAGGACAAGGCCUCACUGCACCUGAAGAAGGACAAGUACAUGUCGGACGAGCACAGCAGUGGCAUCGGUGGCUCCUCCUGCAUGUCGUCCCCCAGACAGAGCGUGUCAGACUGCGACGAGGGUGACUCCGGCCAGACAACCGCCAGCACCGUGCAGUAUUCCUCCGUGGUGGUCAGCGGCUACAAAGGCCAGACCCCCUCUGCCCCACUCCCGGCCUUCGCCCGCUCUGAGUCCACCCAGCCUCUCCUGGAGAGUGAGGAGCGGCCGGACGACCCCCCCGUGCAGGAUGCCUGCGGGCAUCUGCUUGGCCACAGGCGUUCCAGCAACCUUUAUUUCAGGCGUCCGUGGGCAGUGGAGGAGGACAGCCCAACAGAGACUAUGGAGGGGGAUGCCCUGGACUUCUGCUCCAUGGAGGACACGUCCCAGUCCAACAGGCCAGUCACAGAGAAUCUGCUUCCCAAUGAGACUAUGAUCCCUACCAGAUCCUAUAUGGCGCAGGUCAGUGGCUACAGGCCUCAGUGAGAGGCCAGAGGUGCCCCCUGCAGUAAAAUCUAAGCAUCUUCAGCAAAAAUUCACAAUCCCUACAGUGCCUUUGCUGGAUGCAAUGUAGCCCCUUUGAUCUGGAAGAAUCGCAAGGUGUUUCUCUACCACCUCUGUGCUGUUACACUUCACAGUAUUUUAGAAACAUAUUUUUGGACUGGUAUCUAAAGUGCCCUCUUGCUAAUAGAGGAGACAUUUUGCAGUAUCAGUUAAAUGUCCUUAUUUUCCCUGUCUGUUACAUAGUGUUUUUUUUGGCUAAAACUUAGUGUUACACUAAAUUUCUGCCUAGAGUCUGCAAUUUUGUUUUGCUUAUACUGCAAUGAACAUUCAAAUCUUACUACCGUAAAGCUAUUCACAGAGAUCUAUUGGAGAUAAUGCAAGAUAUACACCAUUAAAGACGUAUAGUCAUGUGUUAGCAAGGUGUAUCCUGCAAAUCCCAGUUUCUGUCACCCACAAUUGCUUUGUAGCAAGCAUAUAUUUAUCCACACUAAAAAUGUAUGUCUCUUAAAUAUCACUUUUGUAACUCAAGAGAGCAUUGACUUGUAUUUUUAAUUUUGGGUUUAAAUAAAGAGUUCAUUUAUCCAUCAUCAUUUCUUUAUACAGUGUUGGAGAAUUAAAAACAACAAAAAAAAACCUGCUCUUCCUGUUAGUGAUCCAAUGCUAGUAUGCUUUGAUAAUGAACAUGUAUGGACAGGCAUUCAUAUUUCGUUGUAAAAUGUAAAUGUCAGUAUUGCAGUGUAAAUGAUUACUGAUGCCCUGACUUCAUGCUGUGACAGCUGCUACUCUUAGGGUUGCCGCUCCGGCUUCAGUCAACACUACCUUUCAACUUAAACCAAAGUACUUGCAUGUCCGCUGCCUUUUUCCCAGAAUGCCCUCUCAAAACGCUUAUGAAUUACUAAUGCAUGAUUGUAAAUAUUUUUACUGUUUUUUAUUAAUUGAUUUGUAUAAAAGUGUGUAUAUAAAUAAAUCAUUUAAUUAGCAUCUGAA